Molecule: messenger RNA, 252 nt
Organism: Cylicocyclus nassatus
Lineage: Eukaryota; Metazoa; Nematoda; Chromadorea; Rhabditida; Strongylidae
Source: the annotation of a GenBank genome assembly
AUGGCGAAGGUAGAAAGUAUUAUAGAACUUUUUUUACGUGCAAAUUUGCUUCAUUUGCAGAAGUCUGCCGUCACUCCUCGUGCUGAUCCGGUGAAAAAGGCUGUCGCUGAUUAUUUGGAAGCCCAAUUGCAGACUUGCCGCUUAGCGAUAGAUCCAGAGAAGGCGGGAGGUGAUGUGGGAACGUUUCAACCUCAGAACGACGAUUACUUUGGAAAUGCUUCAACUCCCCGGCAGCCAGCGCAGACUCCGUAG